CAAGUCAGGAACAUGGCAACUUUAAAAGACAUUACCAGGCGUUUGAAGUCCAUCAAGAACAUUCAGAAAAUUACAAAGUCCAUGAAGAUGGUUUCUGCAGCAAAAUAUGCCAGAGCUGAGAGGGAGCUGAAGCCUGCCAGGAUCUAUGGAACGGGAGCUCUGGCUCUCUAUGAGAAAGCAGAAAUAAAGGCACCUGAGGACAAGAAGAAGCACCUCCUUAUUGGUGUGUCCUCUGAUCGAGGCCUGUGUGGUGCUAUCCAUACAUCUAUUGCUAAAACCUUGAAGAAUGAGAUUACCAACCUCUCAAAUGCGGGAAAAGAAGUUAUGGUGGUUGGAGUAGGUGACAAGAUCAGAGGCCUCCUUCAGAGGACACAUGGCAAUUACUUCCUGCAGGUGGGACGGAGACCUCCGAGCUUUGGAGAUGCCUCAGUCAUUGCAUUGGAGCUGUUAAACUCUGGCUAUGAAUUCGAUGAGGGCUCUGUCAUCUACAAUCGGUUCAAGUCUGUCAUCUCCUACAAGACCGAUGAAAAACCAAUCUUCUCCUUUGAAACAGUUGCUGGUUCUGAAAGCCUAAGUAUCUAUGAUGAUAUUGAUGCUGAUGUGCUGAGAAACUACCAGGAAUUUACACUAGCAAAUAUUCUCUACUACUCCCUGAAAGAAUCCACCACCAGCGAGCAGAGUGCUAGGAUGACCGCUAUGGACAAUGCUAGCAAGAAUGCCUCUGAGAUGAUUGACAAACUGACCUUGACGUUCAACCGUACCCGCCAAGCCGUCAUUACCAAGGAGCUUAUUGAGAUCAUCUCUGGUGCUGCUGCUCUGUGA
Molecule: messenger RNA, 822 nt
Organism: Nestor notabilis (Kea)
Lineage: Eukaryota; Metazoa; Chordata; Aves; Psittaciformes; Psittacidae
Gene: ATP5F1C
Product: ATP synthase, H+ transporting, mitochondrial F1 complex, gamma polypeptide 1
Biological process (GO): proton motive force-driven ATP synthesis
Molecular function (GO): proton-transporting ATP synthase activity, rotational mechanism
Source: RefSeq, a predicted model, not a curated record